CUCAAUCUCAUCUCACUUUCUUCCCUCUCUUCUCCAAAUAGCCACUGCCGCCACCACCACCACUAGAAGAAACCUCUUGUAUCCAACCCAUGCCCAAUCGUCGUAUAACCCACCACCGUCGUCCCUCGUGCCCAGUCGGUACCUUGUCGUCGUCGAACAAUCCGUCGACCUUCGUUGUGCUCACCACCACCGUUGAACAUAAAUGGCGAGUCAAGGUUUUUUGAGUGUUGGUAAAUAUAAUGUACUUACAAGGCACUCAACUUUCUUUUUUAUCUUUUCUUUUUUUUUUUUUUAGUCAGAAGUUUCCUUAACUUUGUUUCUUGUUGCUUGUAAUGGAAGGAUUGUUGUUUUUUUUUUGUAUAUUCUCUUGGAUUCUAUAUCUAUUCAUUUUUGGCCUUAUUCUUGAUGGUUGUUUGAAAUGAAAAACUGAAGAUAUCAUUUCUCAUAUCAUUUAGUUUUUUGUUGCAAGGAAUGAUGAAAGGAGAAAUUUGUUUAACCAAGUCAAAUUCCCUAAAAUGUUUACUCUUGUUUUAUCCCUGUGCUUUUUUAGUCUUGUGAACUAAAGAAGCAAUGAAUUUAUGUUGUUUUGCAUUAUGUUUAUCGGUAAAUUUGCAGCCCAAAAAAUCCAACACUUUUAGGGUUAAAUGUGGGACGUGGAAUUCGUGUGAAGUUAAAGGCUUCAAAUGCCAAAUAGGGAUGGAGAUUCCUUCCAUUCAAUCAAGUUUUUGAUACAAUGUCACACGAGUUUUGCCAUAAUCUUCAUGGUCCUCACAAUGCCAAUCUCUACAAGCUUUGGGACGAGCUUUGAAAGAGCUUUCCAACAAAUUCUUCCUUCAGGCCUUACUUCAGUUUCAAAACCUCGAUGGAACAACAAGAUUCAAGUGCUGGCUAAUUUUAAUCUGAAAGAAACUCCUCAACUUGUGGAACUGGUGGAUGAUAGCAAGGAAGUGAAAGAACUCAUAGGGCUAGCACUAGAGAAAGUCUUACUCAAAUGGAUGAAUUUUCAUUUGGAAAAAGCUGGCUAUUAGAAACAAGUUACAAGCUUUUCAUCAUAUGUGAAGGUUAGCCCACUAAUUGUAUAUAUUGCACAUAAUACUUUAUAACUCAUUCAUGCACAUAAUACUUUCCAAGCAUCAGAUGUGUAAGAUUUAUUAUCGUGAACAUAGGGAAGGUUAGCUCUAACCAUUGAAAUAUUUAGUGCAUUGAAGUUGCUAAGAUUUCACGUUUUUUUCAGAAGUUGCCUUAGAGUUCUAAAGAUUAA
This is a messenger RNA of Cucumis melo (muskmelon), 1261 nucleotides long. RefSeq lists its product as uncharacterized. Gene Ontology annotation, molecular function: actin filament binding. NCBI's taxonomy places the organism in Eukaryota, Viridiplantae, Streptophyta, Magnoliopsida, Cucurbitales, Cucurbitaceae. Bases 684 to 1028 code for a protein of 114 amino acids. Gene Ontology annotation, biological process: actin filament bundle assembly; actin filament network formation. The transcript is spliced from 4 exons. Gene Ontology annotation, cellular component: actin filament bundle; actin filament; cytoplasm. The record is from RefSeq and is a predicted model, not a curated record.